Ostrinia nubilalis (European corn borer) is the source of this 5257-nucleotide messenger RNA. RefSeq names its product protein yippee-like (gene Ypel). The transcript has 6 exons. The record is from RefSeq and is a predicted model, not a curated record. NCBI's taxonomy places the organism in Eukaryota, Metazoa, Arthropoda, Insecta, Lepidoptera, Crambidae. The coding region runs from base 471 to 884 and encodes 137 amino acids.
CGCAUCGGAAUAAAGUGCGCAGGCAGUGCAACGAUUAUCACGUUCGCAGGCCUCUAAAGUGAUGUAAAUAACACAUAAACUGUAAAACAUCGUAAAUAAAUACGUCGGCACGUAACAAAUAUCAUCUGCCGUAGUUGUAAAGGACUCGGAGCCGCAGUGUGAUCGUUCACAACACCAUAGCAACGGUUCAGUGAGAAACGACGACACAAGUGACGGUCGCGUCCUGAUACAAUGAAUCCGUGAUAAAACAUCAAAAUAAAUAAACUUUGGAGUUGAUAGAGACAUUUUGUUUCCCGGAGUGCCACAACUCGAGGGCCUUCGUGUAUUGGAUGAACAGAAAGAGGGUGGCGGGUAUCGAGAGAGCGCGCGCGGCGCGGGGCGAGGGCGCGCGCGGCAGGUGACCGGCGGUCUGCGCGGCCGAUGUGGGCAGCGGGUGGGUGCUGCUCCCGACAGGCAGCUAGCAGGCACUCAUGCGUGACGGAGUGACUAACCGUGGCGCGGUGGCAGGCGACGCGGGCGGCGGGCCGGCCGCGCGGGCGCCGGUCAAGACCUUCCAGGCAUACCUGCCGCCGGCCCACCGCACCUACAGCUGCAUCCACUGCCGCGCGCAUCUGGCCAGCCAUGACGAGCUUAUAUCUAAGUCGUUCCAAGGCAGCCAGGGGCGCGCAUAUCUCUUCAAUUCAGUUGUGAACGUGGGCUGUGGGCCGGCGGAGGAGCGCGUGCUGCUGACGGGCCUGCACGCGGUGGCGGACAUCUACUGCGAGUGCUGCAAGACCAUGCUCGGCUGGAAAUAUGAGCACGCGUUCGAGUCCAGCCAGAAAUACAAGGAGGGGAAAUUCAUAAUAGAACUGGCUCACAUGGUGAAAGAGAACGGGUGGGACUAGGCCCGGGAGCCGCCACCGGGGCCCGCCGGGGCCCGGGCCCCGGUGGCCGCGGCGCCCGGCCGGCCCGAACAUGGCACGAGCCUAGUGGACUAAAGUGCUGUUGUGUGAUAGACUGGUCGUGGGAAACCUACGCGUGACGCCUGACAAUUCGUAACCCGUAACCCGCGGGGUCAGGUCGGACGGACUGAUAUGCACCAUGAGUGUUCCUUCUCGGCUUAAUAAAGGGGCUAUGCGACACUAGGAUGGGCUCCCGUCGACGAGCGGAGCCCUCGUGAUGAUGUGGCAGGCGAGUUGAACCGUGAAGCUCGCCUAUGAGGUCCUGAUUCCGGCGCUUUGCGUCCCUCGGCCGACGUCGCCCGAUGUCACCCGAGACAUGCAAACGUGCAACGAUCACGUCACGAUAGCGUGUAAUGGUGAGCCUCAGCACGAAGACGACUAUUUUUAUCACACUAAUAUUAUUAUUGAAACGCUGAAACUCACCAUUUCACGACGACGCGUCUGAAAAGCCGCUACAACUGUAAAGGUAUCUGUUGGAGAGCAUUGAUCAAGAUUGUUCGAUAUGUAAUAGUUAAAUUUCUUAGUGAUUGUGUGCCCCAGCUUUGCAUGUAGCUCGGAGGUUUACGAAGCUUAUUAAGACGCGUGUAGAAUUUGUGGUGUAGCGUAUCUUGAUCAACAAGAUCUUUGACAUUUACCUGUGGGUUUGAACGAGACGCUUACCUUCGAUCAUUGGCGCUAUGGAGACGCAUUCUAACGGGUACGCGAUGAUCAAGUCACGUGACCUGUCGAUAGAAGUGUCUAUAGUCUGGUCCGUGAGCACGUAGAAUUUUGUCCAAUGACCCCAAGCUACCCAUCUUUAUCGCUCGCGCGUAAUUAUGUUGCUAUCGCGCUCGCACACUCACUGCGGGUGCCAGUCGCACAGUCGCGACAGCAAUAUAAUUACGCGCGAGCGAUAAGGAAGGGUAGCUAGGGGUCAUUGGACAAAAUUCUACGUGCUCACGGACCGGGCUUUAGUGCACGUUAGCGUUUCUGCAGAGCCACGAAGCGUCUGGUUGAAGCCAGCGUGCCGCCUUAAGUCUCCGCAGUAGUGGGCUUCGCUUCGCACGCCACGCGCCAGUCAACGUAUUGUUAUCGUUAUACAUAAGUUGUCGAUCUCAACCGCCCGUCGAGGGCUCUGGGUUUAGAAUUUAUACUAAUUAUAAUUUGUAACGUUUGAUUUCCGCCGAUUCGGCGCAUCGCGACGGUCGUUAGUACAUCGUAAGUUGUCUUAGUUUUACAUUAUGUACUGUAUUAAGAGAACACUAAUACUUUCUCUUGUCCCCUUUAACCUGUGAUAAGUAUGUUAGUAUAGAAUUUUGGAUUUCUUGAACGAUUUUUUCAAGAAGUUGCUCAGAGGUAUCAGAUGUAUGUUCCUAAUGAUUUCAGCUGUACAAUUUGCUUUUUUUAUUUUAUGAGGAAACUAGUCGAAAAGUGGAUGUGUACUGGAAGGGAUCAUUUCCAUUUUGUUUUGCGCCUGAUUUAGUGAUUUUUUUAUUUUUAUUUAAUAGUUAAUUUCGACUGUUCCUCCUUUGAUUUUGAGACGUUCAUAUUGACAAAAUUGAUUAAAAAAAAAGGUUUUUAGUUUAUAUUUCUUAAACACGACUAGGUAAUAGAAAAUCUGAGGACUUUUUAGAUGAUGGAGAGAGAGAGAUGUGGACAGUUUUAUUAUUCAUUUAUUGUUUCCAUUGAAAUGUAUUAAUUGUGCGCCAUUUACCCGUAUACUUUAACUGCAUGGUUCAUUUAUAGUCUUAUCUUCGUAAUAAAUUGCAUGGGCUUUGAGUGUAUUGACUGCUGUGGUCGUACCGAGUCACCGACUUGUAUCGAUGCAGAAAUAUCGAGUCGAGAUGCGACUGCCCAGGAAAAGACGUCCGACAUCACCACUAUUAUAUCGUUAAUUAAAAUCGAAGUACUUCUAUUAAUUCUACGCAAGAACUUCAGCCGUCGCAUACCAUAAUAUAUCAAGAGCGUUGAUAACUGCCAUUAGUAUAUACCUACGUUUGUAAUAUACAUUAACUUAUAAUAAUACAAAUUCAACGUAAGUGACGCUCGUUUGAUGUUUAAAAUGUUUAUUUUUACAAUAACUAAUAAAUUAGAAUGCUACAUUAGACUCGGAUUUGUUUAGAGAUAAGUCGUUCGUCUAUUGUAAUUUUCUUUAGUCUAAUCUGGUCACGGUGAUCGGUUUAACUAAAUAGUUUGACGUUUUGGAAAUCCAAGAAAUCCUUGCAAAUGGGGCCAUUCUCGUUGAUUGCGAAGUACAGUCGAGUGCAGUAGAUAUGGACCCACAGGAAUCCUUUUACGGAGAUAAAUAAGGAUAUGAAGUGGAUAUCUAUUUGUAUACCCGACUGUACACUUAACUGUCAAACAAUUUAGUUUAUCGUCACCAAAACCGGCCAUAAAAGACGUAUUUGUGACGAUACGAACGAAGUGUGACCAUUAAAGUAAUAUAACACCAAAUAUAUUGUAAUAGCUAAAGUGAUUUGUCUUAUGAACGAGUUUUAAAUAAUUAAACAAGAGUGAUUUUUGCGUCUAUUUCAUUAUGUCGAAUGAAAUUUAUGCAAGAAUAGCUCUUCGCAAUACAAAUACCGAAUGUUCAAAUAUCAUGCGACGUGUUCGAAACAGAUACGUCGUGAGAGUAUCAUUAAUCUGUGUGAGAUGAUAAGGUUAAUCGAUAAACGCAUCGCAAGUUCACUUGUUUGUUAUAUGUAAUCGUAUUAACUGUUAUCAUAGGGUUAACUUAAGGAUUCUGAUGCACAAUGUUCAGGGAAAAUCAGUGACGGUGAAAACACAACCCCAUUUUUAAUUAUAAUAGAUGUUUUUUUACAUGCGAAUAAUUGAAUAUUGUUGAAUGUAAACGUAUAGGCGUGAGGCCUUUUUCUGUCUUCGCUUUAAACCACUGUAAAUGAUUUACAUAACAGAACUUGUAAGAGAGAUAAAGACACCAGAGUCCAAAUUGGGUAUCCUUGGCAAAACGUUAUUUUAGAUUCAGGGUUAAAGAACCUAAGGCAUCCCUAAAGGGAACUAGGCUCUCCAAUUAUUCAUAUUUAUUAAAUUCUUCUGAUUAUUUCGUGCUGGUUCAAUGACAGUUAAAUCUAGUUGCGGGAGUAGACAAAAUCAAUAGAAAGGCGUACUUGCAAGUUGCAUUGGUGCGAACAAGAAGUGAGAAAUUAGUCCCAAUUUUCUUUUAUCUGAAAAACAUCACAUACAACCCUAAAAAAUAAGAACCCUGGGAGCUGUUAUGUACAUUAUCUACUUCGUGGUAUAUACACAGGGGUUUACAACAGUUUUCUACAUCCAUUCGUUUAAAUUACGGUGCACGCUUCACUCGCGAGCACAGAAUAAGGCCGACAUUUUCAUCGUGAACAUUAUGCAACAUUAUAAUCGAAACUUAUUGAGAUUGUCACAGUAGUUUAGAUUUAACACUCUUAGACCUAUUUCUCCUUGAUCUUCAAAGCCGACACUAAAAGCCCCUUUAUUCAUAGAAACCUGCAAGUUUUUUGAAACACUGUUUUGUCCCUUUUCACUGCAGCUAAAUUGUCAUUUGGCAGAAAGUGACAAAGCAUUCAUUAAUUUUUAUGAACAAGGGGGUAAUUCGAUAGUUUGAGAAAAAGAGAUGGAGCUAGAUUUCUGAGGCAUAAUUAAAAGUAUUUUUCUACUUGAUCGUAUAGGGAUGCUAUUAGAUAUUUUUGGACCAUUGUUAAGAUUAAAAACUAUGAUCAGUAUUCGUGGAGUGAGGGUAAAGAAUAUUUAAUGUUAGAUUCCGUGGAUGUCGUUUGAAGUGGUUGGCGAGAUUAGAGAAACGCUUUCUAUAGCUCUUCGACUUGCACCCACACACUACUACCUAAGUAUACCACCUCUUGACGUUUCUGAGGGAUUGUUCUGUCUACAGACUUCUAACGUACAUUCCAAGCAAAUAUUGUCUACAAAAACCAACUCGAGUCAGAAAUGUUUGAAUUUGUUAAAAAAAGUCUACACACGACAGUGUUACCCAAAAUAUUUAUGGACUACCUUGAUGUAUUAAAAUAAUGGACAAUCUUUUAGAAAUGUCGAGAACAAAGGUCUUGGAGUGUUAACUAAUGACCAAGAUAAAGGACAUCGUAUUUAUAAAAGGUGCAUUUCACAAUGUACGUGUACAUUUCGCAUAUUUUAAAAAUAAGAUAUCCCGGUAGGUGUUUACCAAGAAACCGCUUAAUAUUUUUGUAUUUUCCUAGUAUGUAACGAAGCAUUAUAAAUUCGUGGUGUCUUCUAACGAUUGUGUAUGCAUUAUGCUAUAGAUGAAUAUAUCGUAAACAUUUGGUUGAAAUAAUAAGUGCGUAAUAAAACACUUUUUCGUAUUAAAA